Tribolium madens (black flour beetle) is the source of this 1955-nucleotide messenger RNA. It is a transcript of the gene Nprl3, whose product is annotated as GATOR complex protein NPRL3. The transcript has 6 exons. NCBI's taxonomy places the organism in Eukaryota, Metazoa, Arthropoda, Insecta, Coleoptera, Tenebrionidae. Gene Ontology annotation, biological process: positive regulation of autophagy; cellular response to amino acid starvation; TORC1 signaling. The coding region runs from base 121 to 1848 and encodes 575 amino acids. The record is from RefSeq and is a predicted model, not a curated record. Gene Ontology annotation, cellular component: GATOR1 complex.
UUUGCAACAUAACCUCAGAAAUGUUUAUUAUUUGUUUCGUGUUUAAAAUGUGAAAACUCGCCCGUUUAUUAAAAUUCUACUUAACACUCCAGUGAUUUUGUUGUUUUGGUGCUAGUUAGUAUGGAGGUGAACCCAUUGAGUGUGAUUUUGGUAAAGUCGGACAGUAAAGGGGACCGCCUCUUAUUUCGUUACCCCUUUCGUUUCUUGGAGAAAAACGAGCCGGCAAACACCAAACGGCGAAAUCCUUACACUUUACCAAACCUCGAAGAUUUACUACAGUCACCAACUCAACCCACUUCAAACAUAAAUAAAGGCCAUUUAACCGGUUUCACUGAUGAAGUCCUAUCGUCCUUAUUUGCUGUGAAAUCAGAACUGUGCAAUAAAAAAUUUGAGUUGAAAGUCAACGAUGUGCGUUUUGUGGGUCACCCCACAUUGCUACAUUUGAGAAAUAAACAACAGGACGCUUCCGGUUUAAUGUUGAUUAAUGUGGUUUUUGCUUUACAAGCCCUUGCUAGUCAUUCAGUUGUAACUUGUUAUCACGAUUUGAGUAAAAGAGUCGGCAUUGCGUUGCGUUAUGAAGAAAAACGCUGUGGUUACGUGAGCGAACAAACCCAAACUAUGACCACAGCACACGAUGAUGGGUAUACUGGUAUCUCAGAAUCGGCAUUUGAGACAAUUUUAAAUAAGUGCACGUUGGCGAAAAAUAUUAAAAAGUUGUAUGAAGAUUUGUGCAGCACUGGACUGGUCAAUAUCCAAAUUAACAAAUGGAUAACUUUGAGUUUUUGCUUGCCUCAGAAGGUGCACCAAUGGCACUUAAGAGGGAAAUUUGUUGAACCUAAAGACAUAGACAGAUGUUUAAAGGCGUUGCGCCCUUACCACAGUCUGUUAUUACUUCACCCUAUACAGCAAAUGGCUGAUUUCACCGGAUUGGAUGGCUCUCCAUCACUAGAAAGAAUGUUAAAGCAGUAUUCUCCAAUUAAAAAUUUGCAGACUUUAGCUGCCGACGCCGAUUUAACUCUCAAUCAUGUUUUUGAACUCACGGCCCAUUUAGUCUAUUGGGCUAAAGCCACGGUUAUAUUCCCCAUCUGCCUGACUAAUAAAUAUGUGAUAGCACCCGAUGCCCCCAUCCAUUUGAAUUCGCCCUUGAUAGAUAAAUUCUCCGAGGCGUUUCCCACAGCGAAUUUAAUUCGUGUGAUAAGUGAUUUUGCGUUGCCGACCUCUUUGGGGCAAAAAUGUAACCCUUUGUGUCAUCCGGCGCAACAGUCGCAUUUGGUGCAAACUAUAAUUUGGAUGUUGCAACAUCAUCUACUGUUGCAACUCCACACGUAUAUACAGUAUAUGCCAACAGAUCAUGGUUUAUCAGUACCUAGGGAUAAGGACGAACGGAUAACUUCGCAAAGGAAUAUAUUGUCGUCGAGUUCGUAUCAUCCGAGUACGUCUGAACAUUCCCGAGCCGAGUCCGAAAGCGGUACGUCGACCGUGUCGGAAACACCCGAGCUUCGCAGCGAAUCAGAUUUGAUCAGUCGGAGUAUUAAUCUUGAAAAUGUGAGUUUCACAUCCGUUGAAGAUGAAAAACAGGAUUAUCAGGAAGAGUUGCUUUUGGAUUUUCCUGAUGAGGAGAGAGGAAAUAUUUUUAAAAUUCCGGCAACUAAUAAUCCGGAAGAUUUGCGAUUGUUUGUUCGAUUAUGUCGUAAGGGUUACUUUCAUGGAAACCACCACAUUGAAGAAAUAAUGUAUUUGGAGAAUUUACGGCGAAGUCAGUUAUUGCAACUGUUGGAUAAGUUUAGGGAUGUUUUGAUCACUUAUGAAACGGAGGAUCCGGCUAUAGCUAUGUUUUCAUACACAUGAGCGUGUUAACUAAAUGAUUUGUUUUGUCUAAUUAUUUUAUUAAAACUGUUAAUCUUCAUAUUUUUGUAGUUAAUUUUUUUACUAUUUGAUUAAAGAAAUAUCAAGUU